Molecule: messenger RNA, 3235 nt
Organism: Mustela erminea (ermine)
Lineage: Eukaryota; Metazoa; Chordata; Mammalia; Carnivora; Mustelidae
Gene: ZNF362
Product: zinc finger protein 362
Exons: 10
Coding region: 565-1776 (403 amino acids)
Biological process (GO): central nervous system development; negative regulation of transcription by RNA polymerase II
Cellular component (GO): nucleus
Molecular function (GO): RNA polymerase II cis-regulatory region sequence-specific DNA binding; DNA-binding transcription repressor activity, RNA polymerase II-specific
Source: RefSeq, a predicted model, not a curated record
GGGCUGCGCAGCCGGAGAGGCGGGGGCCCGACGCGGCCCCCCCUCUCCCCCGGAGCCGGGCGCCUGGCGCGGGGGCUCGCCGAGCGCACGGGGGGCCGCGCGGCGCUGCAGACCCAGCCUCCCGCCGCCGCCGCCGCCGCCGCAGCCGCCGCCGCCUCGGCGCUUGCAGAACCCAGAAGUGAACAGCAGGCGACCCGGAAGGUUUGCGCGCGGCUCCGCACCGAGCCGGAGCCCGAGCCGGAGCCCGGAGCCGGAGCCCCAGCCCGGCCCUGCAAGGGCCGCCGGGCGCGGGGCUGCGGCCGCGUCCCGGAGCCGCCGCCAGCACAGCCAGGUGCUGUUGGGAACACAGAGGAAGUGACUGACUGGGGGUUCAGGGAAAGCUCCGUAGAAGAGGGAACACUUGAGCUGGGUCUUGAAGGAUGAGUAGAAGUUCACCAAGUGGGAAAGGACACUCUAGGAAGAUUGGAACCCUCUGGAAGAGUAAAAUAGCUCUGAAGGCCCAUCCUUCAUGCUGCCCUGGUUGAAUGGCCUAAUUGCCCGGGCCUGCCAUGGAACUUGGAGAGGAUGGCCGAGCCUCGAUUUAACAACCCCUACUUCUGGCCCCCUCCUCCCACCAUGCCCAGCCAGCUGGACAACCUGGUCCUGAUUAACAAGAUCAAGGAGCAGCUGAUGGCGGAGAAGAUCCGGCCGCCCCACCUGCCGCCUACGUCGGCCUCCUCGCAGCAGCCGCUGCUGGUGCCGCCGGCCCCGGCCGAGAGCAGCCAGGCCGUCAUGUCGCUGCCCAAGCUGCAGCAGGUGCCGGGGCUGCACCCGCAGGCUGUGCCGCAGCCCGACGUGGCGCUGCACGCGCGCCCGGCCACCAGCACCGUCACAGGUCUGGGGCUCUCCUCCCGAACCCCGGCUGUGAGCACGUCGGAGUCGAGUGCGGGCACGGGUACCAGCACCCCGUCCACACCCACCACCACCAGCCAGAGCCGCCUCAUCGCCUCGUCCCCCACCCUCAUCUCAGGGAUCACCAGCCCCCCCCUCCUGGACUCCAUCAAGACAAUCCAGGGCCACGGCCUGCUUGGCCCCCCUAAGUCCGAGCGCGGCCGCAAAAAGAUCAAGGCAGAGAACCCAGGGGGGCCGCCUGUCCUCGUAGUUCCCUACCCCAUCCUGGCCUCGGGCGAGACUGCCAAGGAGGGCAAGACAUACAGGUGUAAGGUGUGCCCGCUGACCUUUUUCACCAAGUCUGAGAUGCAGAUUCACUCCAAGUCGCACACCGAGGCCAAGCCCCACAAGUGCCCGCACUGCUCCAAGUCCUUUGCCAACGCCUCCUACCUGGCCCAGCACUUGCGCAUUCACCUGGGCGUGAAGCCCUACCACUGCUCCUACUGUGAUAAGUCCUUCCGACAGCUCUCCCACCUCCAGCAGCACACCAGAAUCCACACAGGCGACAGACCCUACAAGUGCCCACAUCCUGGCUGCGAAAAGGCUUUCACUCAGCUCUCCAACCUCCAGUCUCACCAGCGCCAGCACAACAAGGACAAGCCCUACAAGUGUCCCAACUGCUACCGGGCCUACUCAGACUCCGCCUCCCUGCAGAUCCACCUCUCGGCCCACGCCAUCAAGCACGCCAAGGCCUACUGCUGCAGCAUGUGCGGGCGGGCCUACACCUCGGAGACCUACCUGAUGAAGCACAUGUCCAAACACACGGUGGUGGAGCACCUGGUGAGCCACCACUCGCCCCAGAGGACGGAGUCCCCCGGCAUCCCGGUGCGAAUCUCCCUCAUCUGAGCCGACCCAAGGCGCCGCCCCACCCUGCCCACUGGCAGACACAGACCCAGGCAGCACCAGGCCCCAACUUCCUCCAGGGGCCCUCCAGGAACAGCCGAGCUCUCUCAUGACCUUCCUGACCUUCCAGAAAGCCUGGGCUGCAGAAGCCCUGCCCGGUCCUGCUCCGGGGGCGGCCAGGCCAACUGCAAGAUUCUGGACUGUUUUGGUGGCAUCCAAAGACGAUCUCAGAGCACUUUGAACCUCUCUGUUGGGUUUCUUUUUGUUCCCCACCCUCCACUUGCUUCACUGUUUUUUUUUUUUUUUAAGUUUGUUUUGGAAGUAACAAAAAAGAUAUUUAUUGGCCAAGAAGUUGGUGCUGCUAAGACCGAGAAAUUAAAAGAAUCGGACAGAUGGACACAGAGAACCAGAGGGCAACGUGGGACCUUCUCUUGCCACAGCCUCAGGUCUUGAGGGAAGGCUCAGGCCUGGGUUUCUGGACUGCAAAGGGGACCCUCAGGUGGGAGGGGACAGGAGGCAGCUGGAGUGAGCCACUCACCCCUGGGUGCCCCACUCACACCUCUCGAGCUACGCCUGGGCAUUACUGAGCAGAGGGAUGCGGCAGCUCCCAACGCUGCCCAGGCUUCAGGAGGCAAAAUGAGAGAGGGGCCGGGAGAUCUGCAGGACCAAAGGGUGCAGCGUUGGGCUGGGCUGGGCGCAGGCCCAGGGAAAUGGGGUGAGGGUGGGCUGGGUAAGACCCGGCCCUCCACUGCCCUGAAGACCACCCCAGUCUACCUCGGUGCUGGCCAGGAAACCUAUUGGCUACCUCUCCCACCAACCCAGACUGUGGGCAGGGGGGUGGGGAGGGAGUGGGCCUGGGCUUAGGACCACCCCCCUCCAGAAUUUCCUCCAGAUGGGGCAGUGCCCAGGGAGGGGUUAUUUGUCUUCCCUGUUACGGAGGGGGAAUCCCCAGUCCAGGCCCUAGGCCCCUCAGCAGGGAAGGGAUCCUCGGGGAGGAGGGUCCCAGGAGCAGACCCUGCCCUCAGCCCCCACAGACACACCCCAAUCUGAAAGCCAUGCGUGUCCGUGUAAAUAGGAACUAUGUACAGAGCCCGGAGAAGCCCCUCUUCAUCCCCCGGGGAAAAAAAAAAAAAGAAAACUAGACAGAAACUCAUCUAUAUAUUCUGUAUCUGGAGUUCCGUUUUGAAUAUUAACUGUGUUAUUUUUAUACACUUUUUAAGCCUUAACUCGCCAUUGAUUUACCAGUUUAACGUUUCCUGGGUUUUUUUUCCCCCCACGGGGUUCUCUGCCCCCUUGUUUGACUUGCGUCGUCUGAUAACUCAGUAUUGUAGCUUUUUGUCCGCAUGUUACUACCCUGUAAAUACGCUGUUAUACAUACUGUUAACAUCCCAUUUGCUUUUUUCUAUGGGACCUCCAGGCCACCAUAUUUAGAACUAGUUACCUUAUUAAAAAAGAGAAAACA